ACAGUGAGCAAACACCUAGAGUGCCCCUUGUGUGCGUGUGUGUGUGCGUGUGUGCGUGUGUGUGCGCUCUUGUGCGCGCCCGAGAUUGAGAGCGCACUGUUCCUAUUGCGUGUGUGUGAAACUCUGGUCUUGUUCGGAGUGAGACUGAGGGACAGGAAGAGAUUUAAAAAUGGCUCCCAGCACUCUGCUGCACCUCUGCUUCUGUAUCAUAUACACCGCGCAAACGUGCUGUGGAUUUAACGUGGAUGUCCGUUUCCCGGUUAUAAAAGAAGGAAAAACCAAAGGCAGCUUUUUCGGAUUCUCCGUAGCGCAACAUAGACUGACGGAAAAGCCCAGGAAGUACCUACUCCUAGCAGGAGCACCCAAAGAGAAAGCUUUAUCACAGCUGAAGGUAAACGAGACCGGAGCCAUCUACUCGUGUCCCAUCACCACAGAGACGACAGACUGCACCAGAGUCGACCUCAUCACCUCAACGGAUUCCUCCGAAAUGAUAGAAGGCAUGUGGCUCGGCGUGACCGUAGCCAGUCAGAGAGAGCAUCCUGGUGGACGAGUAUUGGCAUGUGGCCACCGCUAUGUGAAAAUAGUGCAAGGUCGAGGAGAGGAACAGCGCCGGAUGGUGGGCAAGUGCUUCGUCCGUGGGAACGACCUGAGCUUCGACCGCGGCGACUUAUGGCAGGAUCACCCGUAUGAGGUGUGCAACCCCAACACCGACAUGGAGCUGGAGGGCAUGUGUAACAUGGGCAUUUCCGCAGGCAUGACGGACAGCGACGUCUACAUCGGCUGCACGGGGAGUUUUGAAUGGCAGGGCAACGUGCACGUUACAUGGAGAGACACGACUCCGGACAACUCCUGGGAUUACAGCGAAAAAGACUUCGGUUCUCUAAAUAAGCGCAACAGCUACAUGGGUUACUCGGUGACGGAAGACUUGAAGCUGUUAAGCAGGAAAGAAUACACGGUGGUCACAGGGGCUCCCAGAGACGACUCCAGGGGUUCGGUGAUGCUGGCGGUGAAAGGCCAGUCUAACCUCGAGCCUGCCUUUAUAAUCCCAGGAGAGCAAGUGGGCUCGUACUUCGGGAGCAGCGUCGCGGUGACGGAUCUCAACAAUGACGACUGGAACGACCUGAUCGUCGGAGCUCCCUUCUAUUUUGACCGCUACAAAGAGCAAGGUGGAGCCGUGUAUGUUUUUAUCAACGAGAACGGAUCUUUCCAGAACAAGUCUAGCAUCGUCCUGAACGGCGCCAAGGGUUCUGCGUUUGGAUUUGCUGUGGCAGCUAUAGGAGAUGUGAAUCAGGAUGGAUUCCAAGAUAUCGCAGUUGGAGCCCCAUUCCAUGAUUCCGGAAAAGUCUACAUAUGGAUGGGAAGCAAAGAGGGAAUAACAAAUGUUCCCAGUCAGGUUAUAGAAGGGAAGACUUUGGGCUCCGGUGGGUUCCAGACGUUCGGAUAUUCCCUCAGCGGAGGCAUGGAUAUGGACGGCAACAAAUAUCCCGAUAUCUUAGUCGGCUCUCUCGACGAUCGUAUAGCGCUUCUGAGGGCACGUCCAGUUAUCCAUUUAUCCAGAAACUUCACAGUAGAGCCAAAGAUUGUGGAUCCCAGCCAGUGCAUCGAUACUUGUAUAACAGCGACGAUGUGUUUCACUUACACGCUGAGCAACGGAAAUCGCAGCUUUAAGAAGGGCAUCACUGUAAAAUACACAGUAGAGGCGGACCGCAACCGGCGCGGUCCGAGAGUGCAGUUCAUCAACGGCAAAAGCACCUACACGGGUCUCCUGUCCUUCUCUUCUCCGACCUGCCAGGAGCUCAAGCUUCGGAUAAAUGAGCAGAUCACAAAUAAACUGGAGCCGGUUGUGUUUCUUUUAAACGUUUCGUUGAACGAGGCUUCGGUGGAGCCCGAACAGACUCUACAGGACCUUGACACGUUCCCGAUGCUCAGCAGCCAGCAGCAGCUGACUGAAAAAACUGAGAUUAACUUCCAGAAAGAGUGUGGCUCUGAUAACAAAUGCAGCAGCAAUCUGCAGGUGACGGCGCAGUUUGCCAAUGAACUGCAGAUCGUAUUCCCGAGCGUGGACGGUAGACAGACGAUGGAGUAUAACAGCAGCGUCAGGAAGGUGAUGUUGUUAGUGGAGGUGAGCAACAUCGCCAGUGGCGGCAGAGAGGCCGAGGACGCACAUCAGGCCCUGCUGAACAUCACCGUUCCGCCGACACUCAGUUACUCAGGCUUUCGUUCUAAGGAAAUUGAGUGUAACGCUAACAAGACCGUGAUGUGCGAUGUUGGGAACCCAUUCAAGAGCAACAAGAAGAUUUCCUUUCAGAUUAUAUUUGAGACUUUUAUUACGCUUUACACGGACGAGAUUGUUCUGCAGCUCCAGCUAUCUACUCUGAGCGAACAGAAUGAUCUGUACCCUGUGCCGGUCGUCCUCAACGUGGAGAACACGAUCCUCACUUCCUUCUCUAUUGAGAACCCGGUGGUAAACACUUAUUUUAGUGGUAAAGUGGUGGGCGAGUCAGCCAUGAACAGCACGGAUGACAUCGGCAGUCUAGUGGAGUACGUUCUCCAGGUGAGUGUGGCAGGAGAACCACUGGGAACUCUGGGAACACUGGUGGUGGACUUCAGUUGGCCGUUUGAGGUGACAAACGGUAAAUGGUUGCUGUAUCUGACCGAGAUCUUAACCGGCGGGACGUCCGAGUCGCACUGCGUUCCUCCUGGAAAAGUUAUUAAUCAUUUGAACUUAACAAUGUCAAGGAAGAGUUUGAAACGGCAGAAGCGAGAUUUGGACAACAGCCUGCCGCUCGCUGAAGCAGCUAAAACCCUCCUGACUCCACGCAAAGAGACCCACCUGCUGGACUGUGCGGUGCAGACGGCUCGCUGCGUGACCUUCUCGUGCCCGCUGAGGAACAUGUCCACUGCGGCCUCGCUCACCGUCAGAGCUCGUGUGUGGAACAGCACCAUGCUGGAGGAUUUUGCCAACACUUUUCGGGUGAUCGUGAAAGGGAACGCCACGCUGAGGCUGGAGACCGACAAACCCACCAUCAAGAUGCAAACUGAAAAUCGAGAGUUUGUGUUGAACAUCGAUCCCGUUCCAGGAGAAGAAACACCAUAUAAUGUUCCAUUAUGGAUUUACAUCAUCGCAGGCAUAGCAGGAAUUAUUUUAUUAGGCAUCAUCAGCUUCAUCUUGUGGAAGUGUGGGUUCUUUAAAAGAGCUGUCUACUACAAGGUGAUGCCAAAGUAUCACGGAGUGAAAAUACGCAAGGAGGAGAGGUACAAGUUGAGCCGGGCUUUUCAGCCUGAGCACAAGCUCAACAAAAAACUCUGGGUCACCAACUGGACAGAAGUGCACGAAUAUUACUACUGAACUUGGAAACCGUCGACUCGGUUGCUGGUCCGACGGAACGCGGUACCCGGAGGUUUCCUUUACUAUAUGGACGAGACUCUGAGGCUUUGUCUUCGUAGGCCAACAUUUACACGUGUUUAAGAAUUGAGUACUGGGUGAAAAGUGUUGUUGUGGUUUGUUGUCUGUCUGUCUGUCGGUUGUUGACCGGUGCGGUACUCAGAAUACUCAAUACUCUCAGUAUUUUGGAAUAUACUGUAAUAUAACGGAUAUAUUUUCUGUAUCGUGGUCGAUUUUUUUUUUAAUAUGGUAUUUUUUUUAGUUUAUCAUUUAACAUUUGUUCGUAAAUGCACGAUGCUCCAGGAAGACUCUCACACUCCCAUUGACCCUGUGACACACAGAAGGUUUCUUCUGACUUUAAACUACGAAUGAUGGGAUUUUUUAUUUUUUUAAAUUUUUAUAGCCAGUAUAAGAUAAAUUUUAUCACUUUUUCCUGCCGAUAGAUAGAAAAGACACGACGACGCUGCCUGGUAAAGAGGUACACGGUGAAUUUCAGCACAAGGAAGAAUUCCACACGCUGCCGAACGGAUAUUUAUUUAACGUGUGCCUGUAAGGAUACGAUACGAGUCGAUACACUGGAGAAUAUAAUGUUGCUUUGUAGUGAAUUAUUUGCUUCUUGUUCCACUUCCAACUGGUUUAAAGCUUUUUCUCACACUCACAGUAGUUCCUGCUAUACAGUAGCACUAAAAAAAAAGGUCCAGGGAAAUGAUUACGUUUAUUAAUAUUUCCUGGAAUGAUGAUUCAGUCUUUCAUCAACGAGUCAGAAUCUGUUCGUGGUUCUUUUUUUUUUUUUAUACGCUCCAGAUAUUAAAAUGUCUUGUACAUA
Messenger RNA from Tachysurus fulvidraco (yellow catfish), 4211 nucleotides. RefSeq names its product integrin, alpha 3b (gene itga3b). Bases 170 to 3349 code for a protein of 1059 amino acids. The transcript is spliced from 25 exons. The record is from RefSeq and is a predicted model, not a curated record. Lineage: Eukaryota; Metazoa; Chordata; Actinopteri; Siluriformes; Bagridae. Gene Ontology annotation, molecular function: integrin binding. Gene Ontology annotation, cellular component: integrin complex; external side of plasma membrane. Gene Ontology annotation, biological process: cell-cell adhesion; integrin-mediated signaling pathway; cell adhesion mediated by integrin.